Molecule: messenger RNA, 2259 nt
Organism: Stylonychia lemnae
Lineage: Eukaryota; Ciliophora; Spirotrichea; Sporadotrichida; Oxytrichidae
Source: the annotation of a GenBank genome assembly
AUGAUGCAUGAAUGGAAAAGUUAAGAAAAACUUGUUGAUGAAUGGGAGACAUAGGAUGUCAAAAAUCCUCUCAAGUAUGACUUAUUUGGCUACGACAAAAAUGAAUGGGACAAUGUUCCAUCUGUUAUUCCAAGAUUUUCUUUUUAUCUUCAAUAAUAUGUCAAAGGCUUAGUGGAAUUUUGCUUUAACAAAAACUAAGAAGAAUCCACUUCUACUCUAAGAAAAUAUGUAUAAGAUCUUUAAAAAUAGAUCGAUGAAAUAAUGAAUGAUAGUCUAGAGUUUAGAGAGGAAAUAAGGAUGAAAGGAAAAGAGCAGUUAUUAAACCAUAGAUUCUUUGCUAAAGGUGAUGUUACUACUUAUCAGUUCGAGCAAGAACAAUACAGUCUAGAAUUAUCCUUUGAUCACUUGAACGAGCCAAGAAUGCUUUCAGUGAAGCAAGUUCGAGAUCUCUUUUACUCUCUUUUGAAUAUUUCGUAAGCCACUUCAAGAAUUAAAGAAACAGAAAUAAAUUUUGAAAAACUAUAGACCAAAUGCUACAAAUUGUCGUAUGAUGACGAGUAAUUAUCUAAUCGAAUCAAUAACAACAACAACACUGCCUUAAAGACUUUUGAUGAAAUAAACAAAGAGAAUAAGCAGACUAAACUUGAUAACGAAAGGAAAUUUAGUGACUUCUUCCAUAGAAUCUAAAAUAACUUUGAUAACAUUAAAAAGCUCAAAUAGUAUGCUGAGGAGCAAAAGAUGUUUCAGGAAAUGAUAGUAAAUAAAUCUGAAAGCAUCAUUUCUAGAGUCAAUAAGAUCAGAGAUAACAUUAUGGAUGAACUUAAAAAUGCUAAAAUAGAACUAACUAAUAAAAUUGAGGAUGCUGACAAGUACUUCGGUGAACAGCUAGAAAUCACGCAAGCUUCUAUAGAUAGGAAUAAAGUCAUAUUGAAAGAACUGAUUUUGAGAACAAAAGAAGACCUUUAAGGCUCUCUUAAAAAGGAAAGUGAGGAUAUCAAAAGCUACAUUCAUACUACUAAAGAUGAAAUAUUUUAAGAUCGAGGAACAGUUUAAGAUAAGUUUAAUGAAAAGCUUAGAAAGAUCAAAGACAUUUGCUCUACAUACUUUGCCAAAUAUGAAAAAGAAUUGCUAAAUAACUAGGAUAAAAUGAACGAACUCAAUUAAAGGUGUGAGGAAUGGGCAAAGUUGAUUGUCUAGCCUUAGGAGCUUAAUUAAGCUAGACUAUUUGCGAUUGAAACUAGAAUGAAGGAAAGUGAAGAAUUUAAAGUAAAAGAAGUAAACUUUAUCAAGGACACGAUAAAAAAGUUGAUAUUUGCUCUGGAAUAAUCAGAAUUUCAAAAAGGAAGUACAACUAAUAAACAUAGAUCGGUGCAUACUGGUAGCCUUGGAUAUUAAGAUUUCAAUAUUACCCCCUUAUAAAAUGAGUCAACUUUAUCUCCAGCAGAAAGAGCCUAAACGACUAUAACAGCAAAGAAAAUCUAUGGAAAAACGGAGCUUUUACUGGAUGAUUAAUCAGUUGCUCCAUUGCCAAAUCUUAUGAUAAAUAACAAGAAUAGGGGUCAAUCAACAGUUAGAUCAGCAGCUACAGGAACACGGCUAUAAGUAAGAGAUAAUUCUAGUGUAAUGGGAGAUAGAAUCUCAAACAUUUCAACUGGUCUUGAGAUCUAAGGAAGUCUCCCUACUUACGAUAUCUUAUUCCUUAAGAGACUUCUAUUUCUAAAAGCAUCAAUAGAUCAAGAAACAACAAAUGAUGUUUACUAAGUGCCUCUAGUUGAAAUCCCUAUUGAAUCAUAACAAAAAAUGAGCAAGACUUUUAUGAUUAGUGAUCAAAAUCAGGAAAUUCUAGAUGACUAUACUUAGUCUUAAGAUAGAAAAUUAGGGAAUAGUCUUUUCUAAGAUAGAAGAGCUAGACCUCAUUUAGAUUCUGUAAGACUUAGUAAUAGAAGAUAGAUUUAGAAAUCUAUUGACCUUUAGGAUUAUCUUAAUUUCCAAACUGGCUUAGACUACACUAAGGUAAAAAUGAAAUUCGACAAGAACAGGAAAAUCAAAUCUUCAUAGGUAUCAAACAGAGAGCCACAAAAUACAAUUCCACAGAAAACAAACUUACUUGCUGACUAAAUUAAAAAUAACCGUUUUAUAACAGAAAAGGACUUUGAGAAUGAGAGAUUAAUCAAAGAAGAGCAAACUAGAAGACUCAAAAUUUAAGAUGCCAGCUACCCUACUUUCUAAGAUGAUGAUAUUGAUAGAGUCUAAUUAUGA